Messenger RNA from Saprolegnia diclina VS20, 2076 nucleotides. Its product is annotated as TKL protein kinase. Bases 1 to 2076 code for a protein of 691 amino acids. The transcript has 17 exons. Gene Ontology annotation, molecular function: ATP binding; protein kinase activity. The record is from RefSeq and is a predicted model, not a curated record. NCBI's taxonomy places the organism in Eukaryota, Oomycota, Saprolegniomycetes, Saprolegniales, Saprolegniaceae. Gene Ontology annotation, biological process: protein phosphorylation.
AUGUUGACGCACGAGCGGGUGAUCCCGGCCGCCAAGUACGCGGCGCACUCGAUCCCACCGCAGUACAUUGCGCUGCUCGAGGUCGACGGGAAGCAACCGAAGCGUCUCGAGAAGGUGUUUGACCGGCUUCUCACGCAGCGGUCCCUGGCGUCCCUUGUGCACGCGUAUACCAACUGCUUUUUGGAUGCCGAGACGGAGCACAUUUACCAGAUCUGGAGCGUCGCUUACUACGUGCGAACAGCGCGCAUCGUCUCGAGCUGCGUCCUAGUCUUCCACCUCGUGCUUGCGCUGCUGGACAGCCUCCUCUUUAGUCACUCGAGCUACUUGGUCAAGUACGGCAAGACCGAGAUCUUUCAGUGGUGUUAUAUCGUGCUUCUUGUGCCGUUGCUCGCGACCGCAUCGCCACGUUUUCAGCAUCCCCGGUACGUCGUGUACGUCCGGCACUGGAAGUGGAUAGUAUCGGUGGCCAUGACGCUGCUCGCCGCCGGGCUCAUGGUGCGAGCUGGCUGCAUUUACGACGCCAAGCUCAGCUAUGUCGCGACAGAGUUCUGGGCAGUCCUACCAAGAUCGCUGGGGUCGUCGUCUGCCCUCAACGCCACCCUCGCCUUGGCGCUCAACAGCAACGACGACCUCGUAAUCGCGAGCGACGCGAUCAUUAUCUUUCUUGCGCAGACGGUGGUUGCAGCGACGCACUGCGACCUCGUGCACAUCGGCGUUGUCUACGUUGGCUCUCUACUGGCCAUGCUCACCAAUGUCUUUUAUUGGGACAUCAACGCCCACGGCGAGACAUAUGUGUUGCUCUGUGCCAGCGGUGUCAUCUGCCUCGUCCUUGUUCGCGAGCUUGAUAAAUCGCAUCGAAGGAGCUUUCACCAGUACUACACGUCGGAAAAGACAAACGAAGUGCUGCGCGAGUCCCUCGACCAGAUGCUCGAGCUCGUGGUCUUUGACGAGUACAAGGCUGAAGAAAAAGCUGUGGUUGAGAAGCACCUGAACGCGCAGUCGGUGCUCCAGGAACGACUGCAGCCGUAUCGUAUCCCGUUCGAGCACCUUUCGCUGCAGCGCGUGAUUGGAAAAGGCGGGUUUGGCGAAGUCAUUCUCGCCGACUACUUUGGGACGCACGUCGUGCUCAAGCGAAUGCACCGGCACAAGAUCUCGGACGCUGCCAUCGCCGAGUUUGCCGCGGAAAUUCUUCUCAUGUGCGACCUCCGGCACCCGAACGUGGUCCAGUUUAUCGGCGCCAGCUGGAACACCUAUUCGAACAUUGGUUUCGUGCUCGAGUACGUCGGCCACGGCGAUUUGUACCUUGUCAUCCACGACAAGCGCAUUGCCAAGUCGUGGAGUGACCCGUUCCAUCGGAUAGCAGUCGACGCGGCGCGCGGCAUUUGCUACUUGCACAGCAAAUCGAUUCUGCACCGCGAUCUCAAGAGCACCAACGUGCUCAUUAGCGCCACGUACUCGGCCAAGAUUUGUGAUUUGGGCAUGAGCAAGUCCAUGUCGGAACUCCAAGCAACCGAAAAGCAGGUGGGCACGCCGCUGUGGACGGCCCCCGAGGUGGUGCUCGGAGGGCGUUUUAGCCCCAAGUCGGACGUCUUUGCGUUUGGUAUCAUUCUCUGCGAACUCCUCACGCGACGGACGCCGUAUGAAGAACAGCGAGGCAGUUCACCGUACAACAUCAUGUUGGCAGUCGCCAACGACGGCUUGCGACCGACGCUGCCCACGUGGCUUCCCGGUCCGCUCAGGCACCUCGUCGACUUGUGUCUGGCGGCAACGCCCGAGGAUCGACCCGGGAUGCUGGACGUUCUCUCGGCGCUGCAAGCGGACGGCAUGCACCAGCUCCAGGCCGGCGACCAGUGGGCCAAAGUCAAGCAUCUCGUGCACGAGCAUGCCCACCGUGCGACGAGCUUCUCGGCCGAGCUCGUGGGCAGGGCGAGGGACCAAGCGGCGCUCGAAGCCUACACCAAGGCCACGGCGCUGCACUCGUCCGACGACUCGGAGAGCGACAACACCACGCGCACACCAGGUCCGCACACCGACCUCGCGAGUGCGAUCGAGACGGCGGUCGAGACGUGGGGCUAA